CGAUAGGAAUUCUCCAAUAGUAAAAACUGUAAACUAGCAACCCUCCGAUUGCUAACAUAAAACUGCAGACGGUGGUAAGCAAUCGAUAGCCAUCUUUCAUUUCAUUCUUUUGAGGUUAUCUUUUCCUUAUCUCAAAAAAUCGCCGAGUAUGGUCGCGCCUUAAAUGUUGAUGUGCCGUUGUCACGUUUUUAAUUGUAAAUUCGCGAUCAAAUGAAUUAACCGGAAUUCAUUGUUUCGUCUGUCGAUUAUGAUCUUUCGCCGUAAAUUAGUGAAAAAUGAGGAGGUGCGAUAGUCACAUAAUUCCCGUCAGUGAGGAGUUUUCGAGGGUGUUUUUGAGUUAUCAUUUUCAGUGAUAGGAUGAAUCUCUUCUCGGAUGUAAUGUUGAUUGUACAUCUGCUGAUUUCUUUUUGCUGCGAUUAGUUAAUCGUACAAUGGGGGCGAAUAUAUCACAAUUGGAAAGAGAUAUUGGGUCUGAUCAAUUUCCACCAAAUGAACACUACUUUGGUUUGGUUAACUUUGGGAACACCUGUUAUAGCAAUUCUGUGUUACAAGCUUUAUACUUCUGUCGGCCGUUUAGAGAGAAAGUAUUAGAAUACAAAGCUAGAAAUAAAAGAACCAAAGAAACUCUGUUGACGUGCUUGGCAGAUCUUUUCUACAGUAUCGCAACGCAGAAGAAAAAGGUCGGCUCGAUAGCACCAAAAAAGUUUAUUGCGAGGCUAAGAAAAGAAAAAGAGGAGUUCGACAAUUAUAUGCAACAGGAUGCUCAUGAAUUUCUCAACUUCCUAAUAAAUCACAUCAAUGAAAUUAUUUUAGCAGAAAGAAAUCAAAGUAAAGCGACUGGAGAGAAAGGGGGCGGAGAGGAUAUUGGAUCUUCCCCAGAACCCACCUGGGUUCACGAAAUAUUUCAGGGGAUUCUGACUUCGGAAACUCGCUGCCUUAAUUGUGAGACUGUAUCUAGCAAGGACGAGGAUUUUUUCGAUUUGCAAGUCGAUGUGGAUCAAAAUACAUCUAUUACGCACUGUCUGAAAUGUUUCUCGAAUACCGAGACCCUCUGCAGUGAUAAUAAAUUCAAGUGCGACAACUGCAGCAGUUACCAAGAGGCUCAGAAACGGAUGAGGGUGAAAAAACUUCCGAUGAUUCUAGCUUUGCAUUUAAAGAGAUUUAAAUACGUCGAACAAUAUAAUAGGCAUAUUAAAGUAUCUCAUAGAGUAGUGUUUCCCCUCGAACUUAGGCUCUUCAAUACAAGUGAUGAUGCCGUUAAUCCAGAUCGAUUAUACGAUUUAGUUGCGGUUGUGAUACACUGCGGAAGCGGACCUAACAGGGGACACUAUAUUUCUAUAGUCAAGAGUCACGGGUUUUGGCUUCUCUUCGACGACGAUAUGGUCGAUAAAAUUGAUGCUUCAACAAUCGAGGAUUUUUAUGGACUAACAUCUGACAUUCAGAAAAGUUCGGAAACCGGAUAUAUCCUCUUUUACCAGUCGAGGGACUGUAGUUGAGAACUUAAAGAGUCAUAAAGAAGGUAACUCCAAGCCAACUCUCCAACUGUAAUUAUUCAAUUGAUGAAGAAACUUCUGUCUUCGAAUGUUGAGAAGCUUUAGUCGUAAACAUCCGAGAAGCGAAUAGAAGAAUAUCUUCCCUUCUUGCGUCGAGAAUAGUCGGUCAGAAAUAAUUGUCGACGCGAGUAAAACUGGUUCGAUUUAAAGGCUUUAGGUCGACGAUUCUAAUGAAUUGGAUUCUAUGAAUCUGAUAAUUUUUGCUAACGAGCAGCGCGAGUUUUAUUAAUUAUUGUUUAAUCGUGUAAAUGUGUACAAUUUUUACUUUCGCACGAAUGGCCAAACAUUUUCAGUGCAGCAGAUGUCGAGUGAUUCGGUCCUGUUUAAUUAUAAAUUUUACGUAAUAAUUAUGAUGUGGCAUGCAUUUAGAUUCUGCUCGAAUUACACCAAGUGUUUUUAGGGACAGGUUUAACAAGUGAAUGCAGAAAUCACAUUUAUGCGGAGAAACGUAUAAAAAGGGACUAGUAGUUAAUAAUAAAUGUACAGUACGCAAAUGAUGAAGAUUCAGUUUAACGCGUUACUUAACCGUUCGAAGGAGCUUUCCAUUCGAAUCCGAGAUUUGUAAAAAGGAAUAUACAGCCUUAUUUGUAUGUUUUUAACGCAAACACUAUCUUUUUGUUUUUCCAUUGUUGGAUAUGUUGAGUUUUAACAAUAAAAGUAAAAAGAUUAUCUUA
Molecule: messenger RNA, 2227 nt
Organism: Belonocnema kinseyi
Lineage: Eukaryota; Metazoa; Arthropoda; Insecta; Hymenoptera; Cynipidae
Gene: Usp12-46
Product: ubiquitin carboxyl-terminal hydrolase 12
Exons: 8
Coding region: 432-1496 (354 amino acids)
Biological process (GO): protein deubiquitination
Cellular component (GO): cytosol; nucleus
Molecular function (GO): cysteine-type deubiquitinase activity; cysteine-type endopeptidase activity
Source: RefSeq, a predicted model, not a curated record